Molecule: messenger RNA, 5130 nt
Organism: Anopheles stephensi (Asian malaria mosquito)
Lineage: Eukaryota; Metazoa; Arthropoda; Insecta; Diptera; Culicidae
Product: UPF0518 protein AGAP011705
Exons: 11
Coding region: 753-4109 (1118 amino acids)
Source: RefSeq, a predicted model, not a curated record
CCGUCAAAUACUGAAAGAACUUUGGGCAGGAAAGAUGUUGUUUCGCUGUUGUCGGGAAAGGAAAAAUCAACAAAUUUCCUAAUCAUUAUCAUUUUACGCAUUGCAAGCGUAGCAAGUGUGCAAGUGCAAGCAUGCCGUGUCCGGAACCGAUCGCACAAUCGAACGAGAUAAAGUGAACCGCUCCCGCGCAAGUGGUGUAACCAAGUGGUGGCAGGUUUUUAUGCGUCGUGUCGGAGAAAGAUGUUCCGUGUUCAUGGUUGUGCGGUGUAGAAAAUAUACAACGUGCUGGUAAAGUGUUCCCCUAGUUUGGUCAUCAAAAGUGCUAAUAAUAUCAAGGGAUUUGUUAUUAAACGAUUCCCGUAAAUCCGGUUUCCGAUGGCUUCCGGGCGGAUUAGAAGUGUGUGUUGGCUCGCAAUUUUUGUACCUUUCGCACCUAACCCAAACGUACCACCGUUCUCGGUCGCCUGCGUUGUGUAAUGUACCCGGGGCCAAACGAGCUGUAGCAUUUCGAUCGGCUUAAAAAUUCGAACGGGACCCCCUAAGAGCGGAAACACGCGUUUACCGCACCGCCUCACUCACUCUCUUGAAAGUGAUCGAUUCGAGAAACAACCAGUUCAAAAAAGGAAGCACCAGCGUAACGACGAACAGACAAACAAAAUACCAAACAAACCAAGAAGCAAAAAAAAAAAAAGGAAGGUUUACGGUUUGGUAGCAACAGAAGAAGAAAACAGCAGCAGCAACAAAACACAACAAUGAGCUGGUUACGAUCGAGCCCGUUGCGGCAAAGCUUUAGCAAAGGCAACAACAGCAACAGUGCAAAUGACCGAGCGCGUUCCGGUGCCGGAGGGGCUGGCGGGCUGUCGGUUAUUCGCCCGUUCGAUGCAACCGAGUGCGAUCCCAAGGCGUGCUAUGACAGUUUCUGCAUCCACUGGCAGCAGGCGUACGAAAUUAUACAGCGAUCGGAGAACUACCGAAGUCAGUCACAUGAUGAUGUGUUGGGCGUGGUGACACAUCUCGACCAUAUGGUAACACUACUGCUGGUGGAACUGCAUCACUGUAACAAACUCAGUCUCCCUGGUCAAGCAGCACCACCGGCGCCCUGUUUGGAGCAUCUACUGAGUGAAAACCUUCUCGACAAACUGUACGAAUGGGGCAUCAAAACGGGAAGAUAUGCAAACGCUGUACGGUUGGAGCAGUUAAAGCUGUACGAGCAAUUAGUCAGUCACUCGCGUCACCAGCUCCUGGUGCACGAACCAUUCCUACGCCCGCUGCUGAAGCUGUUGGCCUCGAGCCAGAACGAAAUCUAUCCGCCAGACGUCGAGAAGCGGCUCGUGAUAUUGCUCAAUCAACUGUGCGUGGUGCUGAUGCAGAACGUGCACCUGCUCGAUCUGUUCUUCUUCUCCACCACGCAAACACAGCAAAGUCACCACACGAGCAACGGUGGCCACACAAACUUCAUCAUCUUCUCCCUGCUGAUACCGUACGUCCAUCGGGAAGGUUCGUUGGGUCAUCAGGCACGCGAUGCACUACUGCUCUGUAUGGCACUGUCACAGAAAAACUCCAACGUCGGCACCUACAUCGCAACGUACUCGUCUAUCUGUCCGGUACUGGUAACCGGACUCGGCGGUCUCUAUUCGCGCCUCCCAAACCAGAUUGAAAUCAAAACCGUCGACUGGUAUCGCAUCACGACGGACGACGUGACGGAGAUGCCCGAGCUGACACUAUUCAUGAACUCGCUCGAGUUUUGUAACGCGGUCGUACAGGUCGCCCAUACGAUGAUCCGCCAGCAGCUGCUCGAUUUCCUCUACCAAGGCUUCCUGGUGCCGGUUCUUGGGCCGGCCAUUCUACAGACAUUUAAAGGGCAAGGUCAAUUCCAGACGAACGUUGAGUCGCAGGUCUCGGCGAUGGCGUACUUCGACCUGAUCGUCCGCUCGAUCACCGAACCGGGCCUGAUACAGCUCGUGAUUCGCUUUCUGCUGGAUGAGGAAAAGUUCGACGGGCAGCGUAUAUUGGAUGUGUUGGUUGAGCGGCUAAACAGCAACGACUCGCGGCUUUGCAUGGUGACACUAUCGCUGUUCGACAGUCUGCUAAGCUUAAACUGUGAGGACAUCAUGCUAGAGCUUAUGUUGAAGUAUCUGCUGCACUGCAAGCACGUACCGAUCUCGCACCGGUACAAAAUCAAUCGGGUCGACCCGUACACGCAAGCGGUCGAAUACUUCCUCAACAUUACGCCGGACAUCAUGAAGAAGGUGAACAGUGUGCUGAACAUCAACAACGGCGGUAUCGUCGGCACUGCCGGGAGCCGGGACCAGCAGCACGUUCAGCCACUUGGUAACCACCAUCGUAGUACCGUUGCCGGCGGUGCGGCAAGCAACAGCAACAGUGGUGGUGGUAAUGGUGCCAACAAUGCCAAUCUUAACGUUAGCAAAACGAUCGGUGCCAACUGGAACCAUUACGGGUUGAACACGACGACGGGCGAAACGCUGCUCGCAAACUACCAAGCGUACCUGCUCGAUGCGCGCAAUCGCAUCGUCCAAUGCAAGCAUGCCUGUGAUCAGUGGAACAACGUGUAUCGUUACCAAAAACUAAGUAAAGCCAAUUUUUCGCAUCCACCGCUGGGCGUUGCAGGUGCCAGUGGGGGUAGCGGUGGUAGCAGCAACAACAACAGUAUCGUCAAUCCGGACGAUGUGCGCACCCUGAAGGUGCAGAUGGUUAAAGACUUUCUGCGGGAGUUUGCGUUCGAUUCCGGUAUAGGGGAUUGCGACAGUCAACCGGCACGGCCAGUGCAACAGCAUCAUCCCCCUGUAAGCGGAACCAGCUCGACGGGCUCUGGUGCAAUAAUGUUUGGUGGAUCGAUGGCGCCAUCUAGCGGUGGGAGUAAACAGCUCGACAGUUUACAGUCGAUCGGUGAUAGCAGUGGGUACGAAAGUUUAAACGUUUUUUCACAAGCAACGAACGAUAUGGUCUUGCCGACGGUGCACCAGGAACCGGCACCGCCUAGGCAGCAGCAUCAACGGAUUGAUGCGUGGAGGGUGUCAAGCGUACGGGAAGAACCGAUCGGUGAUUUGGACCUGUCCGAGGAUCUGUUCGCGCAGGGGACAGUUAGUUUAGGUCCCUUUUUAACGGCGAUCUGGAGCAAGCUGCAAACGUUUACGAGCAACUGCUUGUACGUGAAUCUGCACCUGACGGGAUUGAUCACCCAUCUGACACUUUUCCCGCUACCUUUGCUCCACUCCAUCCUGCUACGCCCUGACAUACCGACAACAUCCGAUACGCCGUCCUUCCAUCAGGUGCUAAAGAUACUGAAACAACAAAUCGACGCCGAACUCCCGGACACGGACGAAUCGCUCGAGAUCGUCGAUAUGGCCCGCUCGUUUCUGGUCGAUCGCGAGUUCCGGCUCGUUAAUAUGCGCAAAAACGCAAUCGAAUCGGCUGCCAGCGGUAAGCUGCUGAACGGUGGCGGUUCCUCGAUGACCUCGAGCCUGUCGCAAACGACACCGAUGCAGCUGACGCCCAGCUCAUCGUACGAUCCCUUCAAACGGCAGGAUGGCAAACGCAAGAGCAUCAGCAACUCGUUUUCCAACAUCUUCCGGCGGCCUGGGUCUGUGGCUUCAUCGGGUUUAGCACAGAUAGUUGAAUUUUUUACCGGAUCGAGCAAUAAUGGGUUAAACCACUCACCGAACGGUCGGCAACCGCAAGCGUUUACACCCGCAUCGAUGCACGGUACCAGUACGGGGCAAUCGAGCCCGGUAACACCCCCAAGCGGUCUGCUGCUGGGGGGUAGCUCAAGGCGUGAAUCGCGUGAAGCAGAAACACAGUUCAUGUCGAGCGACACGACGCCUUCCGCUGCCGGUACGCUGAUGGGUCAUCAGCAUCCGUCCAAUGGGCUGGUGGGACAGGCUGCCGGUCCGGAUCCAACCAGUCUGGAGCACGGGCUGAUCGCCAACUACAGUGUGGGUAAUGAGCGCCAGCUUAACCUUGCCAUCGGGGCCGUACUGCUGGACGAGUGGUGCCGUGAACUGUCCGCCGUAACGCAGGAACAGUGCAUCAUGAUGCUGUCGGAGCAGGUGCAGCAACAGCAGCCGGUGACGAGAGCGGCUACUAGCUAAAAACAACCACAAAACGACCGCCGGGAAACCCGCUUUAAGUAACUGUUUAACACACACACACACCCCGUUAACGAGAAAAGCUUGUGAUUUAAUUAGGUAACAUCGAGUGGACGCAAUAUAAAGGGUUAUUAUAGAGGCAAAGUACGGCCGUACGGAAUAGAAUGCGCGCGUAUGUCCUGGCCCUCAUUGUUGAUAUCGUUUGUAAAACAAUCGAGUUGGGGAAAACGAAAACCAGGGUUAUAAUAUUUUAAAUUUAGCGAACCAUUAAUUUAACAAAACCGUCGAAACAUCGAACCUAUUCUUUUUUAUUUUAAAUUGUGAGCAUCUUUUAAAAAAACCAUGUAAAACACUCUCCUACCCCCCAAAUUUUGGUAAGCCGUACUGGAACUGUUUAGAGUAGAGUGUUUGUGUUUUUGGUAAAAUUUUACGAACAAUUGACUCAAAUCGAAAUCGAAACGACCGUAUCGUUUGUACUAUAUAUACAUCGAUGUAUUGAACAUAAUGCACUAACCUUAACACUCCUACUAAUCGUACGAACAAGCAAACAAGGCCAAACAAUUACAACAAAAUACAACCUGUAGUUACUCUUUACACCACUAUGGUAGCGACGCGUAUACUGUAACUGUUAGUUAAUACAAGAGAAAACACAACCUCCAAAUACAAAAAAGAAGCCGAUCGGAUGAGCUCUUUAUGAUCGGGGCAGUGAUUUGUGAAGUAAUUUUGUAAGAACGAUAUUAAAGCCCGCAGUAAUGCCCCACCAAUCCCCGGGCUAGCGCGAGCUGUAAUCCCCCCCUCUCUGUACAUACAGGAAUGUUAUUACAAUUAUUUAUCGUUGUUGGUUCGUUCUGUGCGUCGGUGGCGCCAGAAAUGGACGUCUUUAUUUUGUGAGAAAAAUUCUAUCGUAGCGAGUUAACUAUUUGUUUUCCCUUUUUCUUUCCCUAUCCGCUGCUGUACGAAAUGUUCAAUUUGGUAUAAUGGUUGAUUAAAUGUAAAACAACGUGAAAGGAAGAUAUACAUACAG